Molecule: messenger RNA, 1833 nt
Organism: Trichoderma gamsii
Lineage: Eukaryota; Fungi; Ascomycota; Sordariomycetes; Hypocreales; Hypocreaceae
Product: glucose repression regulatory protein TUP1
Exons: 4
Coding region: 1-1833 (610 amino acids)
Molecular function (GO): protein binding
Source: RefSeq, a predicted model, not a curated record
AUGUACUCGCACCGCGGCAUGGGAGCUGUGCCUCCCGGCAAUGCUCGCCUGAACGAGCUGCUUGAGCAGAUCAGAGCCGAGUUCGACAGCCAACAGCGCCAGACUGAGAGCUUUGAGCAUCAGAUCUCAGCGCAAGUCAGUGAAAUGCAGCUCGUACGAGAGAAAGUCUACGCCAUGGAGCAAACGCAUAUGACGCUCAAGCAAAAGUACGAGGAGGAAAUCAACAUGCUGCGGCACCAGCUCGAACUUGCUCGUAAGGGAGCUCCGCAGUCUGGUCUGCAAGGACCUCCUCAACACGCAGGGCCGUCUCAGCAACCCCCAUCGAUUGCUCCUGGAAACGGCCUCUUCAGCGGCAUCAUGGCCGGUGGCAACCAAGGAGGUCUGGCGCCGCCGCAGCCUCAGGCCACUCCCCAGGAUCAGCAGAUGGGCCCUCACCACCACCAGAUGGCUCAGGGACCCCCAGGACUGCCAGUGCCGCCUCCCCACCCCAACGCGCAGCAGCAGCAGCAGCAGCCGCCUCCUCAGCAGCCCCCAUACCAGCAGCAGGCCUAUCCGCAGGGCCCCGGCCCCGUCGUGUCUAACGGCAUGGGCCCUCAGCCGCCGCAGAGCACCGCGUCGCCCGGCCCAGGUCGCCGAGCCAUCAACCGCCCGCCAAACGCCGUCGGGCCCGCGACCCCCCAGAUCAACACCCCCGUGCCGUAUCCCGGCAAUGCCCAGUCUCCGCAAGUGAGCCACCCGACGCCUGACCACGCUCGCAUGGGUCCCCGCGCCCCUCCCCCUCCCAUCAGCAACGCGCUGGGCGACCUCGAAGUCGAUGCCGUUGCGCCGCACAAUAAGAAGACGGGCAACGACUGGUAUGCCAUCUUCAACCCGCAGGUGCAGCGCGUCCUGGAUGUCGACCUGGUCCACUCGCUCACUCACGAGAGCGUCGUUUGCUGCGUCCGCUUCAGCCACGAUGGCAAGUAUGUCGCCACCGGCUGCAACAAGUCGGCCCAGAUCUUUGAUGUUCAGACCGGUGAGAAGGUGUGCGUUUUGGAAGACCACAGCGCCACCGACAUGGCUGCCGAUCUCUACAUUCGAAGCGUCUGCUUCAGCCCUGACGGCCGCUACCUGGCUACCGGUGCCGAAGACAAGCUGAUCCGAGUGUGGGAUAUUGCUACCCGAACCAUCCGCAACCACUUCUCGGGCCACGAACAGGACAUCUACUCGCUCGACUUUGCGCGCGACGGCCGCACCAUUGCUUCUGGCAGUGGCGACAGAACGGUUCGUCUUUGGGAUAUUGAGCAGGGCACCAACACCCUCACCCUCACCAUCGAGGACGGUGUUACCACUGUUGCCAUUUCCCCCGACACUCAGUUUGUUGCGGCCGGCUCUCUGGACAAGAGCGUUCGCGUCUGGGACAUCAUGACAGGCUACCUGGUCGAGCGGUUGGAGGGACCUGAUGGACACAAGGACUCUGUUUAUUCCGUCGCCUUCUCGCCCAACGGCAAAGACUUGGUCAGCGGCAGUCUGGACCGAACGAUUAAGAUGUGGGAGCUUAGCUCGCCUCGCGGCCCGCAGAACUCUGGCGCCAAGGGCAAGUGUGUCAAGACAUUUGAAGGUCACCGAGACUUUGUCCUGUCUGUCGCCCUGACUCCGGACGCCAACUGGGUCUUGUCCGGAUCCAAGGACCGCGGCGUCCAGUUCUGGGACCCUCGGACAGGAACAACCCAGUUGAUGCUUCAGGGUCAUAAAAACUCGGUCAUCUCAGUUGCCCCCAGCCCCCAGGGCGGCUACUUUGCCACUGGCUCCGGAGACAUGAAGGCCCGUAUUUGGUCCUAUCGCCCAUACUAG